CAGUGAAUAUAUGCGGGGCCUUGCGCUGCAAGACUGCAUGCGCGUUGUUGCAGAAGAUCGACGGCAGAUGUUUCUCCAAAAGUAUUUGCUUUUGAAGCACUUUGCUGUUGGUAUGGAGUAAUUUUACCAUCUGAUUACCUAUGUUUCAUUUUAAAGAAGAAGCAUGUUGUUUUUCUGAGAAUUAUGCAUGAAUACAGCGACAGUUUUCCAGACACAAACUUCUGCGUGGUGGUGGUUGUGUCCAUUGACCAGUUGCGAUAUUUGUGAUGCCUCUUCCUCAUUCCUCGCACUCACUGUCAUACUACUCUGACGCCUGGAAUGGAAUAUGCAACUGCUUGUCGAUCUAGCUUUUAUUUUUUCUUAGUUGUUGAAUGCAUCUGACACCAUUUUGUUCAUGGUCGUGAAGAUACGGUCUGUCACUUUUUAUCCAUCUCAUAUACCAUCACCUAAACUAAGGAGCAAACUGAUGUAAGAUGAACCAGAAGAAAGGCAGAGAACCUCCCAAGGUGACGGGGUUGUCACCCAAGGAGGGUCCCCCAGGAACCAAGGUCAUCAUCAGGGGCGAGAACCUCGGGAUCAAUGCCAAAGACUUGUACGGCUUAACCAUCUGUGGAGUGAACUGUGUCCUACUGGCUGAAUGGAUCUCCCCAAGCAAGAUCAUAUGUCGCACUACCAACUGCAAGGGAAUGGGCGAUGUCGUCGUCACCACCAAGUCCGGUGGUGAGGGAACGUGUACGGUCAAGUUCCGUGGGGUGCAGUUCUUGCCAACUGCUUUACAGCCAUGUCCGAUCUGGAUGGACGAGUCCUCCAUCUUUGAGCGUCACCUGACCACCAUUCACCGAUCCUCGUCCCCCUUGCAGGGUGGUCGUGAAGAUCCCUUGGGAUUGGCUGUAGAGAGCACGUCGGUGCUGUCGGAUGAAGAACUCAACUCCAUGUUCCCAAUGGGGAGCAGCAAUCUUGCCCACAAAAACUUUGAACCAGUGUGGUUUUUGAUUGAAAACCACAGUUCCACCAGUUUUGAUGACCUCAAGAGAGGUCUGAGCCAUGUCCAGAAACAGUCGUCCAGUCUUAAGACAGAGGGGCCACAGACAUUCAUCAAGUCUAACCUGGGAACUUUCAUGAACUGCCAGGAUAUAUUAGCAGGCUUUGCUAACAGUCUUCCCAGUCGUGAGCGUCGCUUACGUAGCUGGAAACCACGCUCUAAUACCGAGGUCUGGAUCAAUACCUUACAAACCCCUGAUGAUUCCAAGGCCAUUCAUGACAGCCUCGUGAGGCAUGAACCUCUUGGGGUGCCCCUACCUGAUCUUUCCGAGGAAGACGAGGAGGAAGAAGAGGGGACUACGAGAGGUUACACCUUGGAGAAGCUUGAGGAGUCUCUCAUACAAUGCAACGAGAACGCGCAGCGAAUUUUUAAGAGCGUUCUCCACCGCAAGGAUCGUGCAGAUUCCACGCGCAACGCCCUCAACGUGCUGAACCGGUUCAAGUUCCUCUUCCACCUGCCCAUCACAAUUGAGCGCAACAUCAAGAAGGGAGAUUACGAGGUUGUUAUCAAUGACUACGAGAGAGCACGGCAGUUGUUUGCAGAUACAGAGGUCUCUGUCUUCAAGAAAGUGUAUGAAGAAGUGGAGAAACGCAUCGUGGACCUGAGAGUUCAACUCAAGGAGAAACUGAUGGAGUUACCUUCAACCCUGGAUGAUCAAAAGAAACUCAUCAGAUAUUUGGUGGAGUUAGAGGCCCCUGGCGACCCCGCCUGGGAGUGUAUCGUCAAUCAGCAACAGUGGCUCCUCAAGUUGCUGCAGAAAUGCAAGGAUGACCAUCUCCAACUGGACCAGCAGAACAACCCAGAACCCACAAGUGUGACUUUACGGGCCAAGGUGCACCACUCCAGAAAUAGAUCAGGCUCUUUCAAUCAAAUGAAAUUCAACGCUGGCGAUUCUGCAGAGGGGAAGUACAGCCCUCCACAGCGUGUGCUUCUGUUAGAGGAGCUGGUGGAUAUCUUGCAGCUCACCCUGCCAGACCUGGGCAAGUUGGGACACUCCUACUUCUCUGCGUCUAUCGUGGCAGAGGCAGGAGGGAAAGAUAUGAUUAUUGACAGAUCCAAAGAGAAAAACUUCAGACAAAUGGUGACUGAGGUGACGGUGCUGUUUGCAAACCUUGUCCGUGCCGCCUUCCUCCCUGACUCUCUGAUCAAGCUACGCAAGGAAGAAAGAGCCAAGUAUGGAUUCUGGUCAGACACCAAGCAAGAGGGAGCGGCAGGGGCGUGGCUGCCCCCCUGCGUCAGGAGUGUCAGGUCUGUUCUUGGUUCACUUGCUGCCCUGGACGUACCUUCCUCAGCCCUGGAUCAUGUCCACUCAUUAGUGGCUGAUCUGAGGGUCCAUUGUAUGGAGACGCUCUUCAUCGAAGCUAAGGAAGAUAUCAGAGGCCUCCACAGCAGAGAGACCUGGGUGCUUCAGAUGGACGAUCACGGAGGUAUUACCUCAUUGCCAAUGUUGUUUGAGAGCAUGGUGGUGGACGUGGUGCAGCAUCUCCAAGAAGUUGUCAGUGUGGCCAAAAUGGGCGAGAAAGACAUUUUUAGUGAUUAUGACGUCCAGCGCAAAACAGUGACUCUAACCUCCGAUAUCUUGAAGGCCUUUGCUGGCUGCUUGGAGCAGUUAGCGUUCAUGGGAGACACAGAAGCUGACACACAACGUCUGAGAUUAUCUGAAGCCCAAAUGAGAAUCCCUGAGUCUUUGUUCCAGUCAUCUGAAGACAGCCUGCCCUCUGUGGAGCAAUGCCUGGUGAUUGUCUUAAGCAACUGCAACCAUGUGUCUCAGUUUGUCAUCCCCAAUCUUGUGGAACAGUUCAAGAAACAAGGCUACCCCUGCAUGCUGGAAAUGGAACGGAAUGCCCAAGAAGCUUACAUUGAGUUGGACGAGAAGAUUUUUGAGGCAUACUGUGAGCAGAAGACGGAUCCGUUGGUUGGAGCCUUGGAGCCUGGCAUGUAUGCCGGUCACUUUGAUUGGGCAGAUUGCCCCAAACCAACAGGUGUGCGACCCUACAUCAAGGAGGCGGUGAUGUCUGCGGUGGGGAUUCACGCCGAGGUGCACGCCAUCGCGCCCGCCUUCAUGCCCCGCGUCAUGGCCAGGGUGCUGGAGGCCAUCUCGGAUGAAAUGGCGCGGCUGAUGGGAUGCAUCGACCAGUUCAGGCAGCAUGGUGCACUGCAUGCCAGGCUAGAGCUAGCGGCAAUAGAGGAAGCACUGACAGCAUACAGGAAUGCAGGAACAAGCGAUGCCUUCGAGGAGGCACACGAUGGCAUACCACCGUUGGAAGGAGAAAGUAAACGAUUGUUUCAAGAUCAUCUGAGCACAUUCAGGAACGAGAUGAGGUUUCAGCUGUCUUGCUUCACCACGGACUCCAUGGAUUCCGACUCCUACUAUUAAUUCUGUCAAUCAGGAAUCCGAGCGAUAUCUCUGGCUAGUGUUUCCCACCUCCAGGUCCUUUGCUGACGAUAGCCCAGGCUAUUUACAAGUGAUAUUUAAAUCUGUUCGGGGUUGUUAUCAUAGCUUUGUAAUGUGGAACUGGAAGAUUGAAGCAUUUAACAUUUAGAGCUGCUUCAGGACAAACUAAGAAUUCUGUAAUUGUAUGUUACAGUAUAAUACUCAUGCAUAAACACAGAUAAUUUUUCCAUUUAAAUCAAAGAAUGUUGGGAUUUCAAGCCUAGUGGUUGCAAUUUGUAACUUUGGAUCAGUGGGUGAGGGUUCGAGUCCUGUUAUGGGGCAAGUCACUUUACUCUAACUGGCUUCUCUCCACCCAGGAGUACAAGUGGGUGCCUGUUCUGUUUGUUUGAACCAGACCUCACCCGAAAUGUUUGCAUGGGACCUGGAUGUUUUGUCUUACACAUGUGUCACUAGCACUAGCGACUACUUUUGGAAGUUCAUGUAUAAGGUUUUAUUAACAUUCUUGUACUUAAGGAAAAGCAGCUGUAGUUAUUUUGGCAAGAAUGCUUGAAAGGCAUCUGUAGUGAUGGUCCUUUGGUGGAAACUCACAACGUAUGCAGUUUUAUGUGCAUCUUCCAAGGGAUGCACCUGGACAUCUGUGGCUGAUUCCUGUUGUUACCAUAGAUAGCAUAUGGUUGGAAUGCACAGUGUCCUCAUCAUAAUGUGCAUCGGGUGCCCAGAUGAAACAAUUCCCACCAACCCAUGUUUUCUUUGCCAGUGGGUGGAGGGGCUUGGCUUGGCGUCAGAGUAGAUAACAUACUGUACCACUGGUCACAGUUUGUUCAAACUUUUGGAAGUCCUGUCGUCAGGAAUUUGUUCCCUUCCCCAUUCUGACUCCCAUUUCAUCCCAAAGAAAAGAGUGGCCUCUACAAAUGAGAAAUAUCACAGGACUUGCAUGUACAGGCAGAGUUGCUGCUGCAAAUAAUUAUUACAGAUUUAGUACAGGGUGUAGCUGGGUUACACUUUGAGGGGCCCUCUUUGAGGGGUUCUUGGGGGCCCUCUUUCUGGGCAAGUGGUCACGGAGAUGCUGUCAGUUUGUUUGGGCGUCAGUAAAAUGAAUUUAUUGAAAUAAAAGGAAACAAAAAUAACAAAUCAGUGCAAUGUAAAAGAAUUUAUACCAUUACCUUGCAAUUAAAUGUAGGUUAAUAAAGUGGUAUGUAAACCAAGACAUUUUCACUUAUUGUUUAAUUACAAAAAUGAAGACUAAUUGACUAAUUCUUGUAAUUAUCACCUCUUUAUUACUUGCCACAUUCACUGUACACAUCGGUGGAUAGUUUAAUCACAGAUUUUUAUUCAUUACAAUGUAAGCAAUUUUUAAGAGGCAUGCUGUCAUUGUUGAAAAGGGUACAAAAAAGCUAGUUUAGAAAGCUAUUAACAGCACAAAGUGAACAAACCACGGAGGUUGUGAAUUUUCAACUUUAAAUCCCUUGGAAUGUGGUGUCUCCACAAAUCCCUGUUGAUUUACGUUUUAUUUUCAUUCAAUAGUGGUGCAACAGGGUAAGUCUUAGACGAGUUGUCCUUGAAAUGAUAGAAGGGCGGCGGCACCUUUGCCUUCCAUCUGUGUGACCUGGGUUUGAAUCACACCCAGGCCAAAGUGUGGAUUGGAUGUUCAGACCCUACUGGACACCUUGAUGGAAAUAACAAUUCAGGUCGAUUUUCAGUGUUGAAAUGUUUUUAAGUAUAUAAUGCAAUGCAGUGGGUAUCAAAUGUCCCUGACAAGAUCUUUAACGAUCAGCUGAACACUGGGCUAUGGGUUGGAUGCCACAAUAGACUUUCUACAGUUCUGCAGUAUUUUAAAUACCCACUUCGGACCCAAAAUGAGCUCUGGCUCAAAUGGUAAAAUAUCAAUGUAUUACUAAUUUUUGCAGAAAUAAUCAAGUACAUGAAUUGAUCAAAUUUGCCUUCAUCACCACGGCAACCUUUUUUUACAAUGCAGCUUAGUAUUUACAAAUUUAUGACAAUCUGAACUGAUACUAGAGUCUUGACACAUCACCCAAUUUUGCUGAGGUUUUCUCUUUGGAUACAUAAAAAAUUACAAUGUUACAUCCAACAGACUGAUCCACUUAGCACUGCCAAUUGGGCAACGGACAUGCUUUUCUCCAGUGAUACAUGUACAAUGCAUGUUGCAGCUGCGCACAUCUUGCAUGCAUGCAUGUCAGUAUUUUGUGCAGGCAUGUCAGACACAAAUCACAGCUGUAACUGGUCGAAAAAUCAUGGGAUGAAACAAUGGAUUGGUCUAUUGUGAGGAGAAUCAAGAUACCAACAGUGAGACAACAGAUAGCAUUCUUAGCAGGUUGCUGCUCCUGGUCAUUUUAAAACAGAAGUAAAUUCAACUAGAUAUGGGUAAACAUAAAAAAACAACAUUAUGAAAUUUGUUAUGUUUGCAAUCCUCCCAAAGAGUAAUUCGGUCUCUACUCAGAACAAAAAUAAUGCUUGUACCUAAAAUGGAAACGUUAGCCCCAAACCUUCCAAGCAUUUUUCUCCAGGAUGUUUUCUGCCCCUGCAAAAAUCUGGGAAACCAAUGGCACGUUCUUUAAGCUUGAACAAAACUUUGGGAUUACCUAUCCAUUAAAAAAUGAAAAACAUAAAAUGACAAGGCAAUAUUUUACAGGAAUAACCUGAUUCAGAGAAAUUUCACGACAAAAAUACAGAUCAGCUGGGGAAAAAAAAUUGAUGGUGACUACAAAGACAGAAAUGAUAAAAUGCAAAGUUAAAAUUCUUCACGAAGCUUGAAAUGGAUGGUUCAUGUGUACAGCAGGUUAUCUAGGAAGAAAAUGAAUGCCCCCACAAAGAGUAAAAUUUACCGAAGCUUACUUUGAACCUUUGGCUUCAGACCAUGUCCUUGAUUAAUAAGCUGUUAGGAAGGAAAAAGAAAUUUAUCGGAAUACAAGAACUUUCUUCCCUUCAUACUUUCUUGUCGGAAUGUUGGCUAAUGAUUAUAUAGACUGAACAGCAAACCUCAAGCAAAGUAGGUUUCUUG
Acanthaster planci (crown-of-thorns starfish) is the source of this 6456-nucleotide messenger RNA. It is a transcript of the gene exoc2, whose product is annotated as exocyst complex component 2. Lineage: Eukaryota; Metazoa; Echinodermata; Asteroidea; Valvatida; Acanthasteridae. Gene Ontology annotation, cellular component: exocyst. Gene Ontology annotation, biological process: Golgi to plasma membrane transport; exocytosis. The record is from RefSeq and is a predicted model, not a curated record.